AUGAAACUAUCACUUUUGAUGCUGGGAACUUUGCUUGGUUCGUGUGUCGUACUGGUACACGGUGGUGAGGACGAAAGUGAUACGGCGCUUACAGCACGGGAGUCUAACUACUACGAUAAUAUGUGGUAUCGGUUUUGGACGUUUCCGGUUACGAUGGCCAUAAAGGCAAAGGUGAUAGCGUGGGUUUUGUUCAUUACAUACUUCAGCACGAUCAUGCAAGCGAUCGUUUAUCAGCGCUCUGAACCACAACUCCCUGAGAUCUAUUCUGUCCCGGCUCACACCGAUUGGGGGCACUCGUCUUUUACAAGCUGGGGUUGA
This is a messenger RNA of Anopheles marshallii, 318 nucleotides long. RefSeq lists its product as uncharacterized. The record is from RefSeq and is a predicted model, not a curated record. The transcript has 3 exons. The coding region runs from base 1 to 318 and encodes 105 amino acids. Lineage: Eukaryota; Metazoa; Arthropoda; Insecta; Diptera; Culicidae.